Exaiptasia diaphana is the source of this 660-nucleotide messenger RNA. Its product is annotated as gamma-aminobutyric acid receptor subunit rho-2-like. NCBI's taxonomy places the organism in Eukaryota, Metazoa, Cnidaria, Anthozoa, Actiniaria, Aiptasiidae. Gene Ontology annotation, biological process: nervous system process; regulation of membrane potential; chemical synaptic transmission. The coding region runs from base 1 to 660 and encodes 219 amino acids. The record is from RefSeq and is a predicted model, not a curated record. Gene Ontology annotation, cellular component: neuron projection; synapse; membrane. Gene Ontology annotation, molecular function: extracellular ligand-gated monoatomic ion channel activity; transmembrane signaling receptor activity; neurotransmitter receptor activity. The transcript is spliced from 5 exons.
AUGUUCUACGCGUACCUCGUAUUCACUUUAUGUGCAAGUUACAAGCGCUACAUCUUAUUCUUAGACGAAAAUACUAAAUUUUUUUUUUUGAUUCCCUUUUCGGAGGAAAUCCCUAUAUAUUUUUAUCUGCGACAAUACUGGACCGAUCCUCGAUUGGCUGGAAAGAUCAAUCUUUUUUUUUCCUUCUCUGGAGGCGUGAUAACGAGUUUCUGGCGGCCUUUUUUUUUUUGCUACAACGCCAGGUACUCCAACAUGAUGGUGGAAGAUUUUUUUUUCAACAGCCAAUUAUUAAUACAUCCAAACGAAAACUUCACUUUUUUUUUUUUUACCAUCAAACUGGCCCGGCGAAGCGGUUACUAUAUUUUUUUUUCCUAUUGCCCCGACAUGUUGAUCGUCGCUCUCAGUUGGUUUUUUUUUUGGAUGGAUGUUGGUGCCAUUGGCGAUCGCCUCUCCCUCGGCAUCACCACUAUCUUAACAGUGAUGUUCCUUCUAGGGUCCAUCAAUGCAUUCUUACCAAAGGUCAGCUAUGCAAAGGCCAUUGACUGGUAUCUUAUCGUAUCUUUUAUAUUCGUUUUCCUAACGUUGGUGGAGAGUAUGAUCGUUUUUUUUUUUUUGGAAAAGGAUGCCGGUGACAAGAAAAAUCACCAAGUUUUUGCCUAG